AUGGAGCCUCCCCAAUCGCCUCCAUCUCUGUUAUCCUUCUCAUCUCUGAACUUGCCCCCCCCUCUCUCUCUCUGCAUCUGCAAACUACAAGAUCUACAAGAAUUAGAAGUUCUAAACCCCAUAUAUUUCAGUUUAUCUAUCUGUCUGCAAGAAUCAAAAGUUCAAAACCUAUUACCUAUAUCAAAACCCAUAUUGGCAUAUCAUUUCAGAUUGUUCAAAAAAUCAAAACCCAUAUUUCAGUUUCCAUCGCCCGCUUCCCCAGUUCGGGUUCGCCGUUCGCAAGCUUCAGCCGCUGGCCCGCUACCUCUCAACUGUCAAGCUUGCCCCCCCUCUCUGCAACUGCUAAAUUGGUUAGCAUGGGGCCUUAACAUUCAAGAAGAACAAGGUUCAAGAAACAUGCCUCCUCAGUCAUCAGGUGUCUUUUCUGAAAGAGGAGAGUUGAAGGGAAUAGGUGGAAUAGGGAAAAAGGUAUGUUUUUUUUGCCUAGCUAAUUGAACCAUAUAAAUCCCCUUAUCGUUGUAGCAGUGAUGUUGGUUUUAAAAUGACCAAUUAUGAUAGGAAGUCUCUUUUCAAUUUAUCUUAAUCAAAUGUAUAUCUAUGCAAGAGGAUUACGUGAUUCUAGAUGACAAUUCUAGAUGAGGAUGUUAAUGUCAACGUUAUGAGGAUGUUGAUGUCAACGUUGACUCUAGUGAUGACGACUGAUGAAGGAAAUUUAGAGUUGAAGACAUGCUAUUGAGCGUAGUGUCUAAUUCUUUUAGUUACAAGAAUUUUGGUCACUUCACACACGAUUUUUUAGUUCCUGGGUGUGUAAUAUGAUUCAUCUACUUGGGCUCUCUUCUUUUUUAUCUUCUAAACCUUAAUUUUAUCUGUGAAAAAGAAAAAGAAGACUAUAUGCAAUUUUAAUUUAACUUUAUCAAUUUGAGCAUUGACAAAGCUUCUGAAAUGUUGAAACUGAAACAGCAAAGAAGAGAGAGUCCACCAAUAAGAAUUACCCAACUUAGGACAAAAUAAGCUCUCUGAGCGUCUUGACUAAUAUUGGCUUGGGAGACUUCUAUAGAUAUGGACUUGUAGAGAGAAAGAUAUAUGGUUGGGGGCACAAAAGUGUACGACAACUGUGAACCAACGAUAGGGUUGUGAGCUUUUGACUUGUUUCAUGCAUCGGAUCUAGGAAGUGUGUAACAAUGAAAUGGAAAGUUCUGAUGCACUCAAAGUUACAGACAGAGACAAUAAUUAAUAUUAUAUAUUUGUAACUUGCUUU
Molecule: messenger RNA, 1258 nt
Organism: Cornus florida
Lineage: Eukaryota; Viridiplantae; Streptophyta; Magnoliopsida; Cornales; Cornaceae
Exons: 4
Coding region: 1-495 (164 amino acids)
Source: RefSeq, a predicted model, not a curated record